Hymenoscyphus albidus is the source of this 2817-nucleotide messenger RNA. The record is from the annotation of a GenBank genome assembly. NCBI's taxonomy places the organism in Eukaryota, Fungi, Ascomycota, Leotiomycetes, Helotiales, Helotiaceae.
UCUGAACAUGCAUUGAUAAAAAUUCCCAAUAUUCUUUCCUGGAGAUGGCAGAGAUUUACGGUAUCGUCAGUGGCGUUUUGGGUCUAUUUCCCCUGUGCCAUGGUGAGUUUCUUCCACUAUCUAUGUUUCUAAAAAGUGGGAUUUGUCACUGAGGUAUCACCAGAUGGACUAGGGGUGCUCAUAGACGUCUUCGAUACCCCGAAAACGUUUCAACUUCCGGUCGGGAGAUUGGAACUUCAACGAGAUGUAAACCAUCUAUUUCAUUCUAAAUAGCUGCAAACUUGAAUACACCUGCGGGACGAUUGAAAAUAUUUACUCACGUGAUGACCUUUUCCAGAAGUUUGACGAAUGGCGCGAGAUCUGGACGAGUGAAUGUGGUGAUGUGGAUAUGAAGUUUGAAGCUUAUGCAAAGAGUAAUCCUGUUUCUGCAAAGAAGGUUUUACGCCAGUUAGCUUUGUUGGCGCAGGUCUUGUUUGAUGCCACAGGCUUGGAGGAAUAUUAUGGUAUUAAGUCGGAGAGAGCGAAUCGAGUAAGUUAACAUUUUCCUACCAUUAACAUUGGACAAAGAAUAGAGCUACUCGUAAUGAAAAGAACGCUCUUCUGUUACAGAGUUUGUGCUGGCAUAUAGAUCUCAAGUUGUGUUUUCUCUAUUCCGCGAAUUAAUCGUAGGGAAAGCCGCCGUAACGAUUCUACCACCUCUUACUACCUCUCACUCGAAAGAGUGCUACUGGUUGAAAAGCGUUCAAGAUUUCAUUGAGUAUUCAUUACUUCAACAUGCCUCUUUCCCUACUGCUAACUACUUCACUUCAUACAGGACUCCAAAGACCUUUCUCAAUUUCGCCUCAAAUCCGGCCAAGAAUUGAACAUUGAAACAACCGGCAUUUUCCUUGAACGCUGCCGUCUUAACCUCAACUUCUUCCAACGAACCCAUUUCACCCUCUUCAAGAAAGACACACUCUUUCACACAUUGAUUGCUCACCUCAAAGAGCACAUCUCUGUCUUAAUCACUUAUGGCCCAUCCCCCUCGCUUUCCAAACUUCGGAAGGGCGAAUUAGAGUUAGUCAAAGAGUUGAAUCUCCAUGAACUUCGACGAUUGGCUGAAGCUGCAUCUUACGAAUCAAAGCACGAAGAUGGAGAUGAAAAGGCUCGAUAUCGCGAUCUCUCGCUUGCAGCUCAGUUUAGUAGCGUGGUGAAAUUUGAACGGCCACAUGCAGCUUUCAAAUUCUCGAUGAGAGAUUUUAGAAUGGACGAGACUUAUAUUUUGCCGUCCAAUUUGAGCUCUACCAUGGCUCUCCUGUUUGAUUAUCCAGUGAAAAAGGAAAACCGCGUCGUGCUUAUUGAAUGGCUGCCUCCUUCCCCCUCAUUACAGGAUACCGAAAGGGAAACAAGGAUCAAAACUCUCAUGCUUGCUACGCCCAAGCCAGGCCAAUUGUUGUUACCAACUUGCUAUGGAAUGUUGGAGGAUCCUUAUUCCAGACGCUUUGGAUUGGUGCUCGCACCUCCGCCGCAUAUCAGAUCUGGCCUCCCGAGUAUUCUCACUGCAGGUGCCAUUUCGAAGAAGAGAAUGCCUGCUAGUUUGAGAGAGGUGAUGAGUAGGAGACAUCCUGCUUGUGUGGGAAUAUUAGAGUUGGGGACGAGAUUUGGGUUGGCUAGGAGGGUUGUAGGGAGUGUUUGGGGGAUGGGUUGUGUCGGAGUGAGUCUUGGCCUUUAUUUCUUUUUCGGCGUCUCCCUUUUCGUGGAUCUUUUGGCGACCUCCAUGAAGGGGGCUCAAGACAUAUAUUUUGGAUUAAAAACCUGGCGCACUUGAACUGACACUCCUUUUUUAGUGGAUUCAUAAGCGAGUUUCUUCCUUCUGAUCACUUGAACCAGCCCUAACAUAAUACAGAAAUAUUCGCGCAAAUACACUCCUUUUCUUCCCCUCAAAAAAAAAGCCUUCCUCUGGAGGUCAUUCCGGUUUAUCGACAACUUUGUCCCAUCCUCUAGAUUACGCCGAGCCCCUCUUCACCGGCCUGUUCUCUCCACAGCUCGAUAUUCUCCAAGAGCCUAGCGCUAUCUACGAUUACCACGGGGGAGGGGAGCAACUCACCCUCGCCAGUCAUGCGCCGCCCAUACACGUUGAUCACCAGGUCCAAUUGAUUCACCCUCUUCCUCAUUAUGACCAAGCUCCUUCAUACGACAUAAGCAUAAAUUACUAUCUCCACCCGCAUAAAGCAUCUAAUCCGCGUCAUCCACAUUCGAGAGGCUAUGAUAUAUACAGCCUCGGUGUGUUAUUGUUGGAAAUUGGCUUAUGGAAAAAUUUGGAUAGUGUUGUUGACCUGAGACUGCUGUUUGAAGAGGAGGAGGAAUACGAGAAUGGAGCAUUUGAGAGGAUUAGGCAGGAGUUUUUAGGUUUGUGUGGAAGACUUGAUGGGUGAGUUUUCUUUGAUUUUCGUUCCAACACUCCUACCUCUUGGUCUCUCUUCAUUCCAUUUAGGUGAUUGUGGAAGGCAAUCUAGGCUAAUCCAAAGCAGACUAACAGGCUCAAUAUACGCCAAUGUUGUGAGGAAAUGCCUAUCGAUCAAUGCACGAGAUAGGACUGAGGAGGAAAGGAGAGAGCUAUCAGGGUUUUGGAGAGAGACUAUGGUUAUAUUGGACAAGUGCUGUGCCUAAGUAAUUAGUCUUGGUGUACUGUGCGAAUGAAUGAGAAAGUUUCAGAGAGGGGUGAGGUGGGUGCUGAAAGUUCGCUUAAUUUGAGCGAAAGGCAGCGAACAAAACAGCUCUAAUCAGGAACCAAGAUUCGGUCAAGGUAAUUUGAUAUAAGACUGCGACAUAAUCCAC